AUGGUGUCCAUGGACGACGAAUCCGCGAGCAUGGACGGCAAAGUCUCCCCUGUCCUUGCAGAAGGCAGACUAGCAUCCAGGAAGGAGCAGUCCAUGACUCUCUGGCAGGCUCUGCGGCUAUACCCAAAAGCCGUUGGCUGGUCAGUCCUCCUUUCGUCCACUCUGAUCAUGGAAGGGUACGAUCUCGCAUUGUUGAGCUCAAUGUACGCAUCACCCGCGUUCAACCAGAAGUUCGGAGAACAGACUGCCUCGGGGAAAUGGGCUGUUCCGGCAUCUUGGCAAUCCGGCCUUUCUAAUGGGGCACGCUGUGGUGAAGUCAUUGGGCUUCUGAUCAAUGGUCUGGUCUCUGAGCGCCUGGGAUAUCGAAAGACCAUGGUCUGUGCCUUGACCACCAUCACAGCAGUCAUUUUUCUGUUUUUCUUCGCAGUCAAUAUUCAGAUGUUGCUGGCCGCCGAGAUUCUCGCGGGUAUCCCUUGGGGUAUCUUCCAGACUUUGCCAGCCGCAUACGCCUCCGAGGUUUGUCCGGUAGUCCUGCGACCUUAUCUGACCACUUUCAUCAAUAUGUGUUGGGUAUUUGGGCAGUUCGUGGCUAUUGGCGUCAACCGCGGUUCUAUUUCUCGCGAUGAUCAAUGGGCCUGGCGCAUUCCUUUCGGUGUGCAAUGGGUGUGGCCAAUCCCAAUCAUUAUCGGCUGUCUUUUCGCACCUGAAUCCCCUUGGUGGCAUGUGCGUCGGGGUAAUGUGCAAGGAGCCCGACGAGCGUUGCAGCGGUUGACAUCGUCCAAUGACCCCAACUUUGACCCCGAAGAGACGAUUGCUAUGAUUCAACACACCAAUGAGUUGGAGAAAUCACUUUCCAGUGGGACCACAUAUUGGGAUUGCUUCAAGGGAACAAAUCUUCGACGGACUGAGGUAGUUUGUCUUGUCUGGUUAGUGCAGACCCUAUGUGGCCAGAAUUUGAUGGGUUAUUUCGCCUAUUUCUGUGUCCAAGCAGGACUGCCUACCGUUCAAUCUUUCAAUCUAUCCCUGGGACAAUACGGCCUCGGCGUUUUAGGCACAAUUGGAUCGUGGUUCCUAAUGUCCUACGCGGGCCGACGAACUAUCCACAUCUCCGGUCUCGCCAGUCUUUUCGUCCUUCUGGUCAUCACGGGAUCUCUUUCUUUUGCACCGGGAGACAACAACGCAGCUAAAUGGGCAAUCGGCGUGAUGCUAAUCAUUUUCACAUUCUGUUAUGACAUCAGCGUCGGCCCUGUCACAUACUCUCUAGUCUCAGAACUAUCUUCCACUCGUCUCAAAGCAAAGACGAUCGUCCUCGCCCGGUGUCUAUACAAUAUCAGUAACAUUGUCGUCAAUGUCCUGACCAACUAUCAGCUUAACUCCACAGCCUGGAACUGGGGUGCUCGGUGUGCCUAUUUCUGGGCUGGUACGUGUCUAGCCUCCCUGGUCUGGGCAUUCUUCCGGCUCCCCGAGCCAAAAGGACGCACAUAUGAGGAGUUGGAUUUGCUCUUCGAGCGCGGAGUUCCGGCGAGGAAAUUCGCGACCACCGUUGUUGAUCCAUAUGAAGGAGAGGCGACAGAGGUCCAUGAGGCUCAUGCGGAUAAAGAUUGA
Molecule: messenger RNA, 1605 nt
Organism: Penicillium roqueforti
Lineage: Eukaryota; Fungi; Ascomycota; Eurotiomycetes; Eurotiales; Aspergillaceae
Product: putative MFS maltose permease
Exons: 1
Coding region: 1-1605 (534 amino acids)
Biological process (GO): carbohydrate transport; transmembrane transport
Cellular component (GO): membrane
Molecular function (GO): carbohydrate:proton symporter activity
Source: RefSeq, a predicted model, not a curated record